UUGUGUGUGUGUGUGUGAGUAAGGAGUUGAAGAAGAAGAAGGAGAAGAGGAGCGGAGUAACGGCAGUUUCAAAACUAGUCACUCAGUCAGUUGUCGUUGUCGCAGAAGCAUUGCCAAAACAGUGUUUACCAAGACUUCUUAUAAAAAGAAAGACCUGAGAGUUGAAUGUGGAAAAAUAUACAAUCAUCUUCAUCCCAAUUUCACGGAGUAAAAAUAAAUUAAAUUUAAAACCAAGCAACAUAAAAGGAAAUUUAACCAAAAAUUUAACAUCAAAUUAAUUAUUUUAAAAAAAAAAAAUCUGAUUUGAAUCGAGGUCUGCUCGAUUCGAACCUGUACCAAUUUUAAGCGCCGACAUAAAAGGGGGGCGUGUCUGCGGGGAAUUCCAGCCUCGUCUUCGAUAGCGCGUUGACAUCAUUAUUACUGUGACCGCUGUAGAAAAAGAUGGCAGCAGCGAACGACUCUCCAUUGGUUCUGGUGACUGGUGCAUCUGGGUUUGUUUCUCCUUAUAUCAUCAAGCAACUUCAGGAGAACAACUAUAAAGUGAGAGGAGUGGUGCCAAAUGUGGACGACGAGAAAAAGAAAGAGGAGAAGGUGAAGGCUUUGCAAAACUUAUGUCCAGAAGCCGCAAAUAAGCUGGAGUUGGUGGAGGUGGACAGCAGUAAAUCUGAUGCCUGGGAAGAACCAGUAAAAGGUUGCCAAUAUGUUAUCCAUGUCAUCAGUCCAUUUCCCAACAAAGAGUCGAAAGAUGAUAAUGAAUUGGUACAACCUGCUGUCGAUGAGACAUUAGCUGUUUUGAAGGCCUGUGUGGCCGCCAAGUCAGUCAAGAGGGUUGUCAUGACCAGUUCUUCAGCUGCUAUCACAUGCCAUGGUGAUGCUGCUGGAGAUUCAAAAGCUUUCACUGAAGAAGCCUGGUCUGAUCCUAGCAAGCUGGAUCCUUAUGGCAAAUGUAAGACCCUUGCAGAAAAGGCUGGCUGGGAGUACAUCAAGGAACUGCCAGAUGAAGAUAAAAUAGAGCUUACUGUAAUUAACCCUUCGUACGUGAUGGGCCCAGUACUGCCAGGAACUACAUGCUACAGUUCAGAGAUUGUUCAAGUGUUGUUGGAGAGAAGCAGUUUGGUCAUUCCCAAGUUGAACUUUGCAAUUGUUGAUGUCAGAGAUGUGGCCAGUGCUCAUGUUAAAGCUAUGACCCUGGAGGAAGCUGCAGGUAAACGUUUCAUUGUGCACGCUAAUGAAAUGUGGAUGAAAGAUAUUGCUCAAGUAUUGGCCAAGGAGUUUAAAUCCCAAGGUUAUAACGUCCCAACCAUUAACUGCCCCAACUUUGUAUUGCAACUGCGAAGUCUUUACGAUAAAGAAGUCAAGAAAUAUCUCCCACAAGUUGGUAAAAUUUUCAAGUUGGAUAAUACUAAGAUGAAGGAAACUCUUGGUAUAACUCCAAAAGAAUGUAAAGAAACCAUCAUUGAUAUGGCUUACAGUUUAAUAGAAGCUGGUGUCAUCAAAAAGACCAAGAAGUACAAGGGACAGAAUGCUCAGAAUGCUGCAGAAGAGAAUGCUGAUGCCAAAGAAGAUGAAGAAAAGAAGGAAGGAGACAGCGAUAAGCCAAAGGAGAAUGGAGAAGUGAAGGAAGAAGAAAAAGCAGAGAAAGAAGAAACAAAGGCAGAAGAGAAGGCUUCAGAAGAAAAGGCUGAGGAGAAGAAAGACGAAAAAAUUGAAGAAGCUGAUAAGGAUAAGAAAGAAGAUUCAAAACCAGAAAAUGAAGAGAAAGCAGAAGAGAAAAAAGCUGACGAGCCUGAACCAGAAAAAUAAAAAUAUUAAUAAUUAUUAUGAUUAUAAAAGAUAACAAAGGGCGAGGAAAAAAGGAAAAAAUGGAAGGAAAAGGAAUGAGAUAUUCACAAUUGCUAAACAAAAAAAAAAAUAUUAACAGAAAAAAAAAGAAAUGAAGAUCUGUUUGUGAAGAUAUCUAGGCAACAGCCAUUUCUGAUCUUAAAAUCUUCGUUGUUGCUUCUUGAUACUGGAAGUUUUGAUUUGCUCAUUUUUCUAUUUCAUUUGUCAAAAUCUUGUCAGUCAAAAACAAAACAUAAAAAAAGAUAUAUGUAUAAAACUACUGAUGCUCCCAGCCAGCAUCACUGACUCACUGUCUAUUUCUUUCUAUUGUAUAUCUCGUUCUAUAAUUUGAAUCUAUUUACUUGCUAUCCCUCUUUCUAAAGUUCCUGAUGAAUAUCCUGACAUAAAUUGAUAUAACAAAACACAUUUACCAAAAAAAAAAAAUUAAAAAAAAACAUGGGGGUUUCAACUGAGUUCUUUAAAAGAAACUUUUUUUUUUUUUUUCAAUUCACCAAGUUUUGACCAAUUACCUACCUUGGUUGUUAUAUUUUAAAUUGAAUAUAAAGAAAUAAAAAAAAAUGAAAUAUAUAUAUAUAUAUAUAAAAUUCAAAUGAAAAGUUAAAACAAGUGAUUUCCUUUUUCUGUAAUUUGGUGGAAGUGGACGUUAAAGGAAAUAUAUAAAUAAUUCUGGGGACACUGAAUGCUAAGAGGAGCAUGUGACAGUUUUUUAUGGAAAAGCUAACUCUAUAAACCAUCUUAAAUGAUUUUGAAAAAUGGAAAAAAAUUAAAAUAAAAUAAAAUUAUAUUAUGAAUAAUUUGCUAAUGGUAAUUUCUAGAUAUGUCUAAGUUUUGAUAACUAGUAUAUUAUUAGUUUUACUUUUCUCACUGCAAGAGAUUAAUUUCUUAUAGUUUCUGCAGAGCUUACCCAAGACUUCAAAAUUGCACUAUUGUCUUGAAGCGGGUACAGCUAUACUUUAAUUGAAUUAGUAUUGAAAAAUUGAAAAGAAAUUUCAAUUUUAAAAUCUUUUUGCAUUUUGUUUACCACAUUCCCAGUAAGCUUAUUCUAAUAAUAGAAUUUAACGUUUUUAAUUUUAUUUUUCUCUGCUGAAUUGUUUGUGUCUAAAUGAAAAUCUUCAUUUAGAGAAACCAGUAACUUGCCUCUUUGUGGGUAUUAUUGCAAAGACUUUGUAUAUCAUUCCAGCUUCUUCCAGAAAAUUGGAUGUAACACCCCACCCCAGAACUACACUGCCUCCUUCUUACCAUCAUCAUCACCUUCCUCCUCCACAACACUAAAAUAUGUCUCUGACUCUGGACGGUUUUUUUUUUCCUUUUCUGUGUUUGAAAGUAUCAUUUUCCUCUUAAUUCCUUUCUUCCCCACCCCAAAGUUUCUUGGUAAAGUUUUGAUUCUAAUAGUGGUGCUUGACCAUACAACUGGUUUGAGUAUAACUCUUUCUCUCUCUCCUCCCCAACAAUUCUAAGAUUUCCCAUCAUAUUUUGAUGUUUGUAGAACUCUCUCUAACUCCACUCUUAAAGAACUAAGGAUAUUCUAUUUCGAGAUGCACAGAUCUAUUUCUGAUUGAGAUAACAAAAAUACGACAGUGGGUUAGGUGUCGGUUGCCAUUUUAAGACUGUUCAUCUUUGAAUUAUCUGCAUAUUAAAAAAAAAAUGAAAGGUGGACAAUGUUAAGUGUAAUUGUUGCUGACAAAGACAGCUUUCU
Octopus sinensis (East Asian common octopus) is the source of this 3538-nucleotide messenger RNA. RefSeq names its product phenylacetaldehyde reductase. NCBI's taxonomy places the organism in Eukaryota, Metazoa, Mollusca, Cephalopoda, Octopoda, Octopodidae. The record is from RefSeq and is a predicted model, not a curated record. Gene Ontology annotation, molecular function: oxidoreductase activity, acting on the CH-OH group of donors, NAD or NADP as acceptor. The coding region runs from base 442 to 1803 and encodes 453 amino acids. The transcript has 10 exons.